CUAAUGUCUAUGGCUUCGAAUUCUAACGUCAGUCAGCGUACGUCAAACUGUCAACUGUCAUUCAGUUUGACAUUAGUAAUGUUGAAAAAUAUUCUUGAAAUAUUCAAAUUAAACUGCCGAAUUCCGAAAACGGAAAAAGUAAAAAGUCAAAAAAUUUUUGAAGUGAACUAAAAAAUACAGGUUGUGCUUUAAAUUAUAAAAAUACAAAUAGAGGUAAGUUAAUUUUGCAUUUGCAAUGAGGCAUAAAAAGAUAUAAUGUCUUCAAGGUUUAAAUUUAAUUUAUUUAUGUGUACUUAUUUUUCUAGUUUAGAAAUGGAGAGACUGCGCGCCAGCCAGGAGCAAUUUUCUGCUCUUAUAGAAUUCAUGGAAAGGUAUGGUGACCUCUCUCGACCACAGCGGGGACCUCAGGGUCGACUAAAAGCCGACCAAAUGUGGGCAAGGCUCACAUUAUUACUUAAUUCAGUUGGUGGUGGGGUUCACAAAUCACAAGAGAAGUGGAAGAAAGCGCCACCAGUACCAAGGGAAGAACCCAUUCCUGAAGAUGUGGAAAUUGAAAUUCCUGUAGGCUUAGAGAAUUUUAAUUAUAAUACAAGUGUUCCAACAUUGCCAGCAUCACCGCUACUGCUAGACCCACAGCCCUCACCACCACCACCACCAGUACGUCCGCCGCCCCCUCUACCGCGUUCUCCUCCGCGUCCCACUGGUCGACGGUCUUCGGCGUCACCGCGAUCUGCGACUGCCUCGCCGCGACAUGGGAUGCAGAGAGCUCGCAGGAAUCGCGGCUUAACGCCAUUUGACCGGGCCGCUACAGAAUUUGUGGCGGUUGAACAACGACGCCUUGCACUGGAGGAGACGCGAGAGAAGCUUUCCCAUGAGCGAGAAAGGGAAAGGGAAAAGCUUCUCCAUGAACGUGAGAGGGAGCGUGAGGAACUUUUCCACCAAAGAGAAAUGGAGCGACUGCGGCUGGAGUCGCUAAAGGUUGAGGCAAAUCGCGAGCAAACUAGGGUGAUGCAGCAAAUAGCUGUUAUCGGGCAAAGGUUGCUCGAGAUAUUGCCUCAAGGGCCCGCAUCUUAA
Messenger RNA from Colias croceus (clouded yellow), 1074 nucleotides. RefSeq names its product formin-like protein 2. The transcript has 4 exons. The coding region runs from base 256 to 1074 and encodes 272 amino acids. The record is from RefSeq and is a predicted model, not a curated record. Lineage: Eukaryota; Metazoa; Arthropoda; Insecta; Lepidoptera; Pieridae.